ACACUUUAAUUCCAUUAGCAUUCUUUUCUUUUUCAACUUCAUUCUUCAAUUCAGAUCACCACCAACCACCGUCAGAAGCUCCAAAUUUGAUCAGACGUUCAAGAGACUUUAGUUGCAUUUCAGUUAUACAUUUAUAAUGUCUCUCAUGGAAGGAGUACAACACUUAAAAAUUCCACUUGAAGACAUAAAGUUGGCCACCAAUAACUUUGAUGAUGAGAAUUUCAUUGCACAUGGUGGAUUUGGGAAGGUCUACUUAGGCCAACUCAUCUUAUCUGGACAGCAUAUCACCGUUGCUGUAAAGAGGUUGGACCGAACAUUUGGACAAGGGAACCGAGAGUUCUUUAUGGAAAUUCAGAUGCUUUCGUGCUAUAAACACAAAAAUCUCAUAUCUCUUAUUGGGUUUUGUUAUGAGGGUGGAGAAAGUAUCCUCGUGUAUGAGCAUGCAAAACAUGGAAGCCUUGACAAAUAUUUAAGUGACAGUAACCUAUCCUGGACACAACGUCUCCAAAUAAGCCUUGGUGCGGCAUGUGGCUUUAAUUACCUUCAUAAUGACGUGGGACACCAACACAGGGUCCUGCAUCGGGACAUAAAGAGUUCAAACAUUCUCUUAAAUGAGAAUUGGGAAGCGAAAAUCUCAGAUUUUGGAUUGUCAAAAAUAGGCCCUUCAAAUGUUGACUUAACUUUUCUUGUCACUAAUGCUUGUGGCACUGUCGGCUAUGUUGAUCCAGAAUAUGUAAGAAGCGGCAUUCUAACAAAGGAGUCUGAUGUUUAUUCAUUUGGGGUAGUGCUAUUUGAAAUCUUGUGUGGAAGGUUGGCACUUAUUAGAACAUAUCAAGAUGAACGUCGCGCUCUUUCUUCGUUGGCAAAAAUGUAUUGUGAAGACAACCGAUUAGAAGAGAUCAUUGAUCCCAAUCUCAUGAAUAAAGUGAAAGUAGCAUCGUUAAAGCAGUUCUCAAUGGUUGCAUAUCAAUGCUUGAGGGAAAAUCGAAGUGAACGCCCAACCAUGGGCUGGAUUGUUCAAAACCUCCAUAAGGCAUUGGAGCUUCAAGAUUCUAGCAAAGGAUUUAUUCGGGUAGGAACUUGGGGAAGAAAAAGUGAAGAUCCUCAAAAUAACUGGUCUUUUGAACUUGAGAAAGGCCAUAACCUUGUGAAGAUAACUAUUGACCAUGGUGAUGUAAUAUACUCUCUUAUGUUCACUAGUGAAUCUAAAGGUGUUUUGCACGAUUCCGACAAGUGUGGUGGUUUGGCAGGUGGAGAAACAGUUUCUGAGGUAAUAUUCGAAGGUGAUGAUAAAAUAAUUAGGAUUAAUGGAACCACUGGUUUUCAAGAUGGUUUUAUAAUAAUUUCGUCACUAUCCUUUGAGACGAACAAAAGGACCCAUGGACCAUUUGGUCGAGCAACAAAAAAUGUUUUCUCUAUACCAUGGGACAAAGGCUCAAGCUUAACACACACCUCUGAAAGGGUUGGUCAUGAUUGGAUUGGUUAUAUUCCGGAUAGCGAACGAACCGUUUCUGAGGUAUUAUUUGAUUGGAACGAGGAAAUAAAUUCCAUCAACGGAACAAUUGAUUUCUCAACGGGAUACUGUCCUGGCUACAGAGUAAUAACGUCAAUAUCAUUUGUGACAAACAAAAAAACCCAUGGACCUUUUGGUAAAAAAAGAGGUGAGCUUUUCUCGGUAUCAUUUGAUUGUGGUUCUUUUGCUGGAUUUUAUGGCCUUGCUGGCGCUUAUAUUGAUAGUAUUGGCAUCUAUUUGAGGACUCUCUAGUAUGAGAUGAGGAUUGAUGAGGAAAUAUCUUUUUGUUUUUGUUAGAUUUAUGGUGCAUGGUGUGUUUGUUAUUCGAGUUUUUGUUAACAUUUUUAUUGUUUUUAUAUUCUGAAUUUGAUAAUCAUGCAUCUACCUUGUAAGUAUAUGC
This is a messenger RNA of Lactuca virosa, 1913 nucleotides long. The record is from the annotation of a GenBank genome assembly. NCBI's taxonomy places the organism in Eukaryota, Viridiplantae, Streptophyta, Magnoliopsida, Asterales, Asteraceae.